Molecule: messenger RNA, 753 nt
Organism: Closterium sp. Yama58-4
Lineage: Eukaryota; Viridiplantae; Streptophyta; Zygnematophyceae; Desmidiales; Closteriaceae
Source: the annotation of a GenBank genome assembly
AUGGCAGACACUGGAAGCCGCUUGGCGGCCGCCGUACCUGCGCGGCAGGCUCGGCAGGCGCGGGGAGGGAAAGCAGCAGCUCGAGCGCGCAGCGGAGGGGGAAGUCGGAAAGGUCGCGGAGGUGGCGCUGCGCGGGAUGCGCGAAGGACGAGCAGCGCAGAAAGUUGGAGCUACAAACGGAGAUACAUGAGAAGGUUCUUCGACCGCUGGUGCUCCGCCAGGCGCCACGCGGCAACCGCAGAGUCAGCGUCGCCCGUACAGUCACAUUCGAACAUUCGUUCCCCCACCCAACCCCUCUACCCCCUGCUAUACGCACAAUUCCGCUGCAAUAACCACCCCCAACAUUUCCCCUUCACCAUCUCGCCUUCAGCCAGCAACAACACCCUUCUCGCCAUCCCCUCUUCGCUUCCCUGUCUCUUCCCACGCUCAUCCGCGUGCGUCGCGCGUGCCCGCCAUGGCCAAACGCCUGAUCCCGCUUCUGGAUCGCGUGCUCGUCGAGAAGAUCAUUCCGCCCAGCAAGUCCAUCGGCGGGGUUCUCCUGCCGAGUCAGCCACCGCGUCGCAGCUGAACACGGGCAAGGUGGUGGCGGUGGGCGCGGGGGGGCGCACGCGGGACGGCACGGUGAUCCCCACGGCGGUGAAGGAGGGCGACACGGUGCUGCUGCCGGAGUACGGCGGCAGUCAGAUCAAGCUCGACGACAAGGAGUACGUGCUAUUCAGGGACGACGACAUCCUGGGAAUUCUCAAGGACUAG